CAUGCGCGUUCAUUGCGCAACGCCAUUCCCUUUAAGACCCCCCUUCCUCUGCAAACAACACCAUCCACCCUCUCCUCGUCUCUCUGCAGCACAGCCACGUACAGAGAACUCAACACAGUCCGGUUCUUCCCUUCCUGUUGCGCGCUUUCUCAAGAUGGCUCUCCGACUUGCCUUCGUACCCAUCCUCUUGGCAGCACUUCUCCUGGCCGAGGCGGCCUCGGCCGGAGAAGCCACCUACGGCGUCAACGAAUGGAGCGUCGCUCCGUUCGCGAGUGGAGAUGGCGGGCUUCGGGCGUCGCCAGUCUGCGACGGACGGGUCGGAGACUGCGUCGACGAGGAGGAGGAGAUGGCGAUGGAGUCGGAGUCCACCCGGCGCAGCCUCGCGCGCUCCGGGGCGAGGUUCAUAAGCUACGGCGCGCUCAGCAAGAACCGGGUGCCGUGCAACCGGCGAGGGCAGUCCUACUACAACUGCCAACGGCAAAAGCGGGCGAAUCCUUACCGCCGAGGCUGCAGCACCAUCACCAGGUGUGCCAGGGAUAUGCACUAACUAUACGCGCAUACGUAUCCACAUGGAGACGUAAGGAACACUUCCUGUAGCAGAAGAAACUGGAGCUGAGUUCUUCAUGGCAAGCUGUUGCUUGCUUGAUUUCAAUUACGCUGUUUUCUUAUCUGAUGUUUGAUGUUUUCAUGAUGUUGGUAAUGCUGUCAGUCAUAAAUCACACUCUGUCAUUCUUUUGCCUAUGAAACAUAUGUAGUAAAGAAGGCCUCACAUCUUUG
This is a messenger RNA of Musa acuminata subsp. malaccensis (wild Malaysian banana), 777 nucleotides long. RefSeq names its product rapid alkalinization factor-like. The record is from RefSeq and is a predicted model, not a curated record. Gene Ontology annotation, biological process: calcium-mediated signaling. Gene Ontology annotation, cellular component: plasmodesma. Lineage: Eukaryota; Viridiplantae; Streptophyta; Magnoliopsida; Zingiberales; Musaceae.